AUGCAAUUCUCACUCCACUUCAUGGCUGUGGCACUGGCGCUGGUUACGGCCGCGGCAGCUGCACCUGUUGACUUGGGAGCACGGCCCACGUUUAUGCCAGGCCCGAUUGUGCCUGAUGAGUCGUACACGGGCUACAACCCAUUCAAGGCGGUGGUGACGACGACUGGAUCUGAUAACUAA
Molecule: messenger RNA, 180 nt
Organism: Malassezia globosa CBS 7966
Lineage: Eukaryota; Fungi; Basidiomycota; Malasseziomycetes; Malasseziales; Malasseziaceae
Exons: 1
Coding region: 1-180 (59 amino acids)
Source: RefSeq, a predicted model, not a curated record